AUGAACUUUACUUGUGAUAUUGACUAUGACGAAUUAUUAGAAUUAAAAUAUAAAACACAAGGUGGCUUUGGUAGGAUUUACACGGUACAAUGGAGAAAACAACUUGUAGUAGCAAAAUUUAUUGUUAGAGAAAACUCAAGAGAUUUUACCCGCGAGUUGAGAGCCUUGAGGAAAUCUAAAGAAUGUGAAGGAUUAUCUAAAG
Messenger RNA from Scutellospora calospora, 202 nucleotides. NCBI's taxonomy places the organism in Eukaryota, Fungi, Glomeromycota, Glomeromycetes, Diversisporales, Gigasporaceae. The record is from the annotation of a GenBank genome assembly.